Fukomys damarensis (Damara mole-rat) is the source of this 1744-nucleotide messenger RNA. RefSeq names its product Pim-1 proto-oncogene, serine/threonine kinase (gene Pim1). The transcript has 3 exons. Gene Ontology annotation, biological process: protein autophosphorylation. The annotation marks the transcript as partial. The record is from RefSeq and is a predicted model, not a curated record. Gene Ontology annotation, molecular function: ATP binding; protein serine/threonine kinase activity. Gene Ontology annotation, cellular component: cytoplasm. NCBI's taxonomy places the organism in Eukaryota, Metazoa, Chordata, Mammalia, Rodentia, Bathyergidae.
CGGCUCCUGGACUGGUUCGAGAGGCCCGACAGCUUCGUGCUGGUCCUGGAGAGGCCCGAGCCGGUACAGGACCUGUUCGACUUCAUCACGGAGCGGGGCGCCCUGCAGGAGGAGCUGGCGCGCAGCUUCUUCGGGCAGGUGCUGGAGGCCGUGCGGCACUGCCACGACUGCGGGGUGCUGCACCGCGACAUCAAGGACGAGAACAUCCUCAUCGACCUCGGCCGCGGCGAGCUCAAGCUCAUCGACUUCGGCUCGGGGGCGCUGCUCAAGGACACCGUGUACACCGACUUCGACGGCACCCGGGUGUACAGCCCUCCCGAAUGGAUUCGCUACCAUCGCUACCACGGCAGGUCUGCGGCCGUGUGGUCCCUGGGGAUCCUGCUCUACGACAUGGUGUGCGGAGACAUCCCUUUCGAGCAGGACGAGGAGAUCGUGCGGGGCCAGGUCUUCUUCCGGCAGCGCGUCUCCUCAGAGUGUCAGCACCUCAUCCGCUGGUGCCUGGCCCUGCGGCCCUCCGACCGGCCAACCUUCGAGGAAAUCCAGAACCACCCAUGGAUGCAGGACGCCCUCCUGCCCCAGGAGACGGCUGAGAUCCCCCUGCACAGCCUGUCGCCGGGAACCAGCAAAUAGCCGGUCCGGGCCAGGUCCUCCCUUCCCCGCCAGGCCGUGGGCCGUAGCGCCAGCCUCAGGCUUCCCAUCCCCAGUGACACCAGGCCACCUGCCCGGGCCAGCAAGACAGUGCGACACAACUACAGCGACUCAUUCCGGGCCCAGGCUGAGGCCCCACCCGGUGCCUCCUCAGCCCCUGGGAGAGGCUUUCCUCACUCUCCUCUCCUCUGGUGCCGGCUGGGCGGGCGGCGGGGGGCCGGGCCGGGUAGCUCUAGCGUCAUUUGAAGUCCCUGUCACCUCUUCCGACUCUUCUGAGUGCCUUCCGCGGGGACUCCGGCUGUGCUGGGAGAAAUACUUGAACUUAACCUCUUUACCUGCUGCUUCCCCCAAAUCUGCCUGGGUUGGGUCCCCCGUUCCUGCCCCUCCUCUAUGCGAAAGGUGCCGCGGGAGAGGCCUCGGGCGCCCUCCUUUCUGCCUCCUUUAGUAAAACUCCAGUGAACUGUCUUCCUCUUCGGUUUUUACUUAACCUGUUUCCAAGCCAGGACCUCACACACACACACACACACACACACACACACACACACGCGUGCGCACACACACACACACACACGCACGAACAAUGCAAACAGAAAAGCUGUAAAUGUGUACAGUUGGCAUGGUAGUAUACAAAAGGAUCGUAGUUCUAAUGUUUUAACAAGUCUUUUAAGUUAUUUUAUCUUUUUUUUUCCUGUUUUUGGAAAGAUGCUCAUUCUAACCCAGAGGUCGAUGUUAAGUAUUUAUUUAUUUAUUUAUUUGGUUCCCGCCCUUUCCAAACUUCCGAAACUACUGUCCUAGGUUUUUGGGGGGGUUUGCGUUUGAUUUUUUUUUUUUCCUCUCCUUUCCUCCUCUGACUUGGGGAACUUUUGGGGAGGGCUGCGAUGCUUGCUGUGUGUAGGGUGAGGGGACCCAGGUGGGACGGCUCGGGACUCCCUGGCUUGUCUGUCGGUUGGAGGUGGGGACUGGACAGCGUGUGCCUUGCGGUCCUCCCUGGGGCUGGGUUUCGAGCAGCAUGUGGCCUGCUGGUUUUAUGUGAGCAAAUACUGUACAGGGGAAUAAAAGAGAUCUUAUUUUUUUUUUUUUUAUACUUGGCGUUUUU